Klebsormidium nitens is the source of this 1287-nucleotide messenger RNA. The record is from the annotation of a GenBank genome assembly. NCBI's taxonomy places the organism in Eukaryota, Viridiplantae, Streptophyta, Klebsormidiophyceae, Klebsormidiales, Klebsormidiaceae.
CUGUGCACAAACUCUGUGGAGGGGGAAGAACUUCAGAAGACGUACGACCAGCAUUGGCAGCACCAGAAGAAGACGCAGCCCACAACAGAAAGUCAGAAAUUCCACAGUCGCUCCCACAAGCAGAAAAUUCUAUCGCCCUAGUGCCACAAUUUCUACCUGCUUCUGCAAGCGUUCUGCGCGUCUCAUUAGCUGUACAAUCUGCCCACUCAACAAAGGCUGCCACGCAGAAAAUCGCUGCUGCUUCCACGGGUGCCCCAUCCGCGGCGACAGGCUGCAAGCAGCCACUCAGCGCCACCAAUUUGAUUGUUUUGCAUACGAUCUCCCAGGAGUAACCUCGCGCAAGUCCUGCAACCGUCUUGAUUUUGAUUGAUUGUCAAUUUGGCGGAUUACAUUCUGGCAACUUCAGGAGCGUCAGAGCUUGCAUUGCAGACCCCCUUCCUAGGAGCGUUAUAGCAGGAUUGUGCCUCCCUUGGUGAGACAGUCACAUUGUAACUGGUGUCAAUAGAAGACAGUCCCCAGGUAGCGCAGCGGUGGUGCAUCAAGCAGCAUGAGCGCCAUCAAUGUGACCAGUGUGGUGGUGCUCGACAACCCAAGCAUGUUCACAAACCCCUUCCAAUUUGAGAUAUCCUACGAAUGUCUACACAAUCUUCAAGAUGACCUGGAGUGGAAGCUGGUGUACGUGGGGUCUGCCGAGGACGAAAAGUACGAUCAGACGCUGGAAAGUGUGCUCGUGGGGCCCGUGAAUAUGGGGAGCUUUCGCUUUGUCUUCCAGGCCGAUCCUCCUGAUCCGUCGAAGAUUCCAGAGGGCGACAUCGUGGGGGUCACUGUCCUGCUGCUCACAUGCUCAUAUCGGGGUCAGGAGUUCAUUAGAGUAGGCUACUACGUAAACAACGAGUACAUUGACGAGGAGCUACGAGAAGAGCCGCCUGCCAGAGUACAACUAGACAAGCUGCAACGGGUGAUCCUGGCAGACAAGCCCAGGGUCACGAAAUUUCCGAUCAACUUCGACCAGGACAAGGAGGAGGAAGCGCCGCAGCAAAAAGUGGAGUCGGACGUCGUGCGGGCAGACGACAUGAUGCAAUUAGAAGGGGACAGGGGACACGAUGUGAUGCAGCAGUAGCACAGAGCCACUCUUUCAUCCUGCCUUUGUACAUUAUGCUUACUUUUGAUUUCAGCAGGCCCUUUGAUGCCAGUGGCAAAUACUGGUUGAUUGCAAGCGGGAUUCGGGCGCGUAGAGUGACGGCAUGGCUUGUGGUUGUCAACAAUGAUGCCCUCGUUAAGUGCAGA